CAGACUUUUUGUUUUCUCAGCAGCAAGCGUUCACUUCCUCCUGUGAGUAAUAAGAGCAGCUUCACACAACCAGUCUGCUUGUCAGAGCAACUGACUGACUGAGAGCAGCUCACACACACACACACAGAGGCAACUAGAGGAGCUCAUGCUUCAAACCAUGGCUUGCUGAAUGUUGACAGAGCUUGAUUCGGCCUCCGUCCCCUUUUGACACCUGUCAACUGUUCCAAAACACAGGCUGUCACUGUGGAGACACCAAUGAGCCAGAAUAAGGAGGCAGAGAGGAUUCCCCAGACAGACAGUCCUGAGAAGACAGAGGAGAGGAGACACACAGGAGAGAAAUCAGCAUCCAUAAUGGACCACCAGCAGCAUGCCAAAGUGGAGCGAUUUCUCAAGUUAGGAUACUCGCACAGCGAUAUCCUGAGGGUACUGGAGAGCCUCCGCCAUGAUGCCCAGACCAAUGAUAUCCUGGAGGAGCUGAUUAAGACCUGUCACACUCGUACUUACAACAACAAAAGUGUCCCUAACAGCCCCAAGCUGGUGUCCAGAGGCUGCAGCCCCAGUCCCAGUCAGCCCAGACCUGGACCAGACAGAGAACCAGCUGCUGGCUUCAGACCAGUGGUUAUAGAUGGAAGCAAUGUGGCCAUGAGCCAUGGCGACAAGAAGGUGUUUUCGUGCCAGGGCCUCCAGCUGGCAGUGAACUGGUUCUGGGACAAAGGGCUGCGCGACAUCACUGUAUUCGUUCCCCUGUGGAGGAAGGAACAGCCACGACCGGAUGCGCCCAUCACAGAUCAACAUAUUCUCCAUGAGCUGGAGAGAAGGAAGAUCCUGGUGUACACGCCAUCUCGCUGUGUGAAGGGUAAGCGGGUGGUGUGCUAUGAUGACCGGUACAUUGUCAAGCUGGCCUUCGAUUCAGACGGCAUUAUUGUGUCCAACGACAACUACCGCGACCUUCAGACGGAAAAUCCCCAGUGGAAGAGGUUUAUAGAAGAGAGGCUGCUGAUGUACACCUUCGCCAUUGACAAGUUCAUGCCCCCAGAUGAUCCUCUGGGUAGAAAUGGUCCCACCAUUGAUGAUUUUCUGAGAAGGAAGCCCUGGAUCCCAGACAACAAGCUGCAGCACUGUCCAUACGGAAAGAAGUGUACUUAUGGAGUGAAGUGCAAGUUCUACCACCCUGAGCGAGCCAACCAAUCACAGUUGUCUGUGGCCGAUGAGCUGAGGGCACUGAGAGACAGGGCCAAGAACUUCUCACCCAAACUGAGUUUGCAGGACACACACUUCUGCCCCACUGUGUACCAGCCGGAGCACAGGUACAACUCAUCUACCCCUCCGCCCCUGAGCAUAGAGGACCAGUCACACAGAGCUUCACCCAGUGAGCAGUUCAUCUAUCAAAAAGACUCCAGCAGCCUGAGAAGCCAAGCAAACACAAGCCUCCACCACUGUCCAAGUUCAGACGUGGACGAGGCCUUCAGCUCCAUGGAAAGCUCCAUGUCCAGGCUCUACAUCCACGACAUGCCCUAUAGCAUGGAGCACCUUCCUCACAGCUAUAGCAGUGGGGUGCCCAGCUACAGCCUGAGCCACGAUGACCACUCCCUCUCAGGGUCAUACAGUAAGAACAACCAAAGGCCCUGUUUGAGUGGAGGAGGUUACUACCCUCAUCAAAACUGCUCGCUGUCCUGCAAACACCCCCCUGUGUGCAGCCAGUGCAGGUGUGGUCACCAGCACACCAGGAUGUCCCAACAACCAGCAUGGGGCUCCUGCCCAGCACUGCCUCCACAUAACGGGGAAUAUCCUGGCCAUGUUUCAGAAAAGCUGUAUUUCAGGCAGCCCUCCAACAGACAUACCCACAGCUUGCCCAGGGACCCAUGGGUGCAGAGCAGCCUCUCUGAUGCCAGGCUGAACGGCCGGGCCAAGAGCCCAUUCAAUGAGCAGAGGAGGGCCCUGAGGAGCCAGCUGAGCACCCUCUUCCCCCAGAGUGUGGUAGAGCAAGUCAUGAAUACUUACCCAGAUGUCUCAGACACAUCUGAACUGAUUUCUCUCAUCCAGAACUACAGGACUAGCCACAUAUCCCUCUAAAUUAAAAAGACUUUUUUUUUUUUUUUUUACUGAAACUGAGCCCACAUUGGAGUUCUCAUUCCCAGAAGCAAAAUUAAAACUGAAAAAAGCAGAAAAUUUCUACUCUUCUGAAAGUGACUGUGAAUUUCUAUUAUGAUGAAUCAUUCUAAAACCUACCUUUUACUUUAAGCAUUAAAAAGUGACUUAAUCUGAUGUAAGAAAAUGUAGCAGGCUAAAUGCUAUUUCUUAAUCCUAGUGUAAAAGUGCAAUGCACUACGCUCCAUACAUGCUACUUAUUGUAGCACUGAUAAAUGUUUGAUUAAAGCAACACGUGUUGUUUUUCUCAUGCUGCCUCAAAGUGAGGAACGCUAUAUUCUGUACUUCUGUAAAGAAAGUCAGUGACCUGUUUUAGAUGUGAAUUUCAAAGGAUUGUGUUUUUUCUGUGCAUGUGAAAUAAAACCACUCAAAUCA
This is a messenger RNA of Lates calcarifer (barramundi perch), 2523 nucleotides long. RefSeq names its product probable ribonuclease ZC3H12D. Gene Ontology annotation, molecular function: RNA endonuclease activity; metal ion binding; mRNA binding. The transcript is spliced from 6 exons. Gene Ontology annotation, biological process: 3'-UTR-mediated mRNA destabilization; nuclear-transcribed mRNA catabolic process, RNase MRP-dependent. Gene Ontology annotation, cellular component: nucleus; cytoplasmic ribonucleoprotein granule. Lineage: Eukaryota; Metazoa; Chordata; Actinopteri; Centropomidae. Bases 256 to 2073 code for a protein of 605 amino acids. The record is from RefSeq and is a predicted model, not a curated record.